Molecule: messenger RNA, 4763 nt
Organism: Biomphalaria glabrata
Lineage: Eukaryota; Metazoa; Mollusca; Gastropoda; Planorbidae
Exons: 10
Coding region: 104-2521 (805 amino acids)
Biological process (GO): positive regulation of T cell proliferation; B cell differentiation; B cell receptor signaling pathway
Cellular component (GO): B cell receptor complex; external side of plasma membrane
Source: RefSeq, a predicted model, not a curated record
UGACCAAAAAAAGAUGCGACCAUUUCCAGCUCGUUCUUCAAUGGAACUAUGUCUAGAGAAGAAACAAUGACAACAUUAAGAGACAGAUUAAAGUUUGUGGCCUAUGAAAAGAAUAAGAAUAUUACCUAGAAACAUAAUGUCACUACAAUAUCUAGUUUCACAGCUGAUCAUUAUGACAUUCUUCAGUUACGCCAUCUCUAGCAGUGUUAACUUUACCUCCGCGUGGGUCAAGUUGCACCACAAUUUUACCUUCACCAUGAACCUGAAACACCUUAACAGCGACGCCAACGCUUACUACCUCGAAUUCAUGAGAGCAUCGUCGAAAGAAUCGACCAGUGUCCUGGAAGUGGACCUGACACACCUCCAGGUCGGGGUAUCAGAGCGCUACAUGCCGCGAAUACUGACGAUGUCCUACAAUUCAAUGCGGAUGGUUAAAACGACGCUGACAGAUUGCACCCAUUCUGACGCUGGUUUGUACUUUUGUUUUCUUGGCCGUAAUCAGGUCCCCGAUUGCAAAUUUCGUCUUUAUAUCUUAGAUUUAGACGCCAUCACCUCAACGUUAGGUAAAGACAUCAAAAUGACAUUUGACUUUAGCAAAAUAAGUAUGCCGAAGAAGGAGUCUAUCUCCAUCAUGUAUGGGAACAUGGCGGAGGUGAUCUCCUGGCGAGAGGUGUUGGUCGUCAGAAAGGAUUCCAUCAAACCAUCCGUCAACCCAAACUUUGGAAGAGACAUCCACACCAUUCACGAACAGGGGGGGAGCAUACUUCAUGUGACCUUAACUGACGUCAUGCCGGAAGACUCCGGUUUUUAUGCUUGCUUCUUUGUACAAAGCAAAGAAAUGAUAAACUAUUGCGGAUUCGAGCUGAUUAUUUUGGAUUUAAAAGGUAUUUCAGUUCUCGAGGACAACAACGCAGUCAUGUUUUUUUAUUUGAACAGCAUGAACAUCUCCAAAGACUUGAACCUGUCCAUCGCGUUCAAACAGGAGGAGCACUACACCUUCACUGACAUGCUUAGUAUCGGCCCAGACUUAAGCGUCGAGGUCAGUGAAGCUUUUCGAUCACGGGUCACCAGCCACAAGAAAGAGUACGAAAGACUGGUCAUCGUGACCCUCUCUCACAUCCUGUUGGCAGACGGCGGCGAUUACAGGUGUCUUCAGAACGGCCAGAAAAUUCCCUUUUGUGGGUACAAGUUAACAGUUCACGUGGAAGAAUCCCAGGACUCGAACCAGGUCAAUACACUAGAGAACAGGGAUGCUGAAAUGGUCUUUAGGAUUUCUCAAUUAGUCGAAAAUACCUCGAAAGUUAUCAUCGAAUUUCAGCAUUCAUCGACAGAGAACACCCAGAGGGUGCUUACCAUCAACGUGAGCGACAUCAAAAAGAGCUAUGUAGAGACAAAAUAUUACAGGCGAGUUACCUAUAGGUUUGAGCCGAUAACCAGAGCAGUGACUGUCCGGUUGAAAAAAGUAACUCUAGCAGACGACGGCGUCUACAAGUGCUAUGUAGAAGCUACACUUGAUUGCGUACAGAAGCUAAAUGUUUUUGCUCCAAGAAUAAAACACGUGGUCCACAAACCCUGGAACAUCCACGAGGGUGAGUCCUUUCAGGUCACGUGUGACAAGAGCAGAUUCCGUUACCCAGCAGACGUGAUUAAUGUCAUAGAUAUGUCAUUGAGAAAACAGUCGCUAGGACAACCAACGUUCAACAUUAUAGCCAGCUACAAACCCAACGCAAAAAAGGAACUGACUUUUCAUGGGCCAAAAAAUCGAACAUGGAUACCAUCGUACAGCGGGGGAAGCGACCCGAACACCAUCUCUCUUGUUUUGAACAUCACGGGGGUCAUCACUGAAGACGCUGGCGAAUAUGAGUGCGAUAGCUUUGCGUCCACCAAGGACAGGGGCAGAAUCCAUUACAGUCUGAUCUCGUGGGUCACAGUGAAACCAAAACGAGCAACAGAGGCGCCUCAGCAGGCCACUAACGCACCCGAAAAGCCAGAAGAGAAUACAGAUGACCUGACAGAGAUCUACUCCUAUGUCAAGGAAGAUGUCACACUGACUUUCCACAUGAAGUUUAUCGAAUCCGAAGCCCCUGUUGUAAUCAUUAAGUUCCGUCGUCAAGGAACCGAUGCCUGGAAGAAUAUUUUGGAAAUUACCAAACAAGGCCUGCUUCUGAAACGACUGACCAUAGACACGCAAACCUUCUUUAGCAGCAACGACAACGAUUCUACUGUAGAUCUAAGCUUGCGUGAGGUGACCAUGGAAAGGGCGGGGCUAUACAGAUGCUUUACGGAAGGAUUGAUUACCAGCAUCGUACACAACUGCGGUUACAGAUUGUUAGUUCAUGAGAAGAUUCAGUUCUCAACGCUUAUGACCAGAACGACUACCUCCACAGAGUUGACUGAGUUUAAGGAGGAAACAACCACUCUAAUUACAAAUGAUUCAACAGACAGCUCUUCAGCGAUUGCACGAUUCAGAUUAUGGGACCUACUUUGUAUUCUUUCCCCAAUUUCUUUACUUCUAAUCUAAGCAGACCUAGCUAGCCCUUUUACAACAUAUGUAUAAUUGAACUAUAUACUUCUAAUCUAAGCAGGCCUAGCUAGCCCUUUUACAACAUAUGUAUAAUUGAACUAUAUACUUCUAAUCUAAGCAGACCUAGCUAGCCCUUUUACAACAUAUGUAUAAUUGAACUAUAUACUUCUAAUCUAAGCAGGCCUAGCUAGCCCUUUUACAACAUAUGUAUAAUUGAACUAUAUACUUCUAAUCUAAGCAGGCCUAGCUAGCCCUUUUACAACAUAUGUGUAAUUGAACUAUAUACUUCUAAUCUAAGCAGGCCUAGCUAGCCCUUUUACAACAUAUGUGUAAUUGAACUAUAUACUUCUAAUCUAAGCAGGCCUAGCUAGCCCUUUUACAACAUAUGUGUAAUUGAACUAUAUACUUCUAAUCUAAGCAGGCCUAGCUAGCCCUUUUACAACAUAUGUGUAAUUGAACUAUAUACUUCUAAUCUAAGCAGGCCUAGCUAGCCCUUUUACAACAUAUGUGUAAUUGAACUAUAUACUUCUAAUCUAAGCAGGCCUAGCUAGCCCUUUUACAACAUAUGUGUAAUUGAACUAUAUACUUCUAAUCUAAGCAGGCCUAGCUAGCCCUUUUACAACAUAUGUGUAAUUGAACUAUAUACUUCUAAUCUAAGCAGGCCUAGCUAGCCCUUUUACAACAUAUGUAUAAUUGAACUAUAUACUUCUAAUCUAAGCAGGCCUAGCUAGCCCUUUUACAACAUGUAUAAUUGAACUAUAUACUUACUUCUAAUCUAAGCAGGCCUAGCUACCCCUUAUACAACAUAUGUAUAAUUGAACUAUAUACUUACUUCUAAUCUAAGCAGGCUUAGCUAGCCCUUUUACAACAUAUGUAUAAUUGAACUAUAUACUUACUUCUAAUCUAAGCAGGCCUAGCUAGCCCUUUUACAACAUGUAUAAUUGAACUAUAUACUUACUUCUAAUCAAAGCAGGCUUAGCUAGCCCUUUUACAACAUGUAUAAUUGAACUAUAUACUUACUUCUAAUCUAAGCAGGCCUAGCUACCCCUUUUACAACAUAUGUAUAAUUGAACUAUAUACUCCUAAUCCAUACAAGCACUUUUACAGCCUGUAUGUAGAAAUAUAUGUCUAGUGAAUGUAGUCUAUAUUAGCACUUUUACAUAGGGUAUAUAUAAGAAAAAGUAAAGUUCCCCUUUCAGACCAUGGAGUCUAAAGGGCAGAUGGUGUUAAGGUCAUCUGUUUAUGCGGCCAACGGUUUACGAGGGUGUUAUGUAGCCAGCACAACUAAUAAUAUUGUAACACUAUAUUUCUAUUCCAUAUCAGCUGUUUUACAUACUCGUGGUAAACCCCCACUCCCACAUUGUGUUUAUUCCCAAGAAGUGAUGACGAGUUGGUAAUGUUUUGAUUUCUUGACAUUUAUUCGAGUGCAGAAAUCCCACUAGGAGGUGUUUGGGGUGCUCCUUCAGAUUCUUAACCCAAAUCUCCCGUGGGACGACGGGUGCUGGCAGCGGGCAAGGUUCGAACCUUGAACCUUCGGUGGUCAUGCAGAGUGAAUACCACACAACCAGGCAGCCUCCAUGGAUGCUAUAUUAGGUACUUUAAUUAAAAGGUCCACAUAAACCCUUUCAAACUUGCAGAAGUCGUUGUGGCCUUGUAAUGAAUAACAACAGUAAUACGUGACUAUGAAUCAGGUGACCUGUUGACCUAAAGGCCAAGAACCAUGUAUUUCUUUCCUCCGAUAAAUUACCUCUUUAAAGCCAAAUAUAAUAUUGAUGUUCCUUUGACCAUAUGUUUUGACGCAACAGGCGGACUGAAGUGUAGAUCAAGCAUAUGUUUGUGUAUGUAAACAUUGAUUCUUAUCCUACAUUAUAGGCCUACGUGUUUCGUAUAAAACUAGAAGUGAAACGUAGGCUACGUAAAAAUGUUUAGGGAAGAUUUUGUGAAUGUUAAAUAUUUACCCAUAUAGUAACACAGGCCUCAUUCCUGUUUUGUUUCGUUCAUGGUCUUGGGGGUAGUUACUUUUUAAUUAAAUACUUUUGUUAUUGUCAUAAAAGGACUGACAUAUUUCCUUGACAUAAAAUGACUGACAUAUUUCCUUGACAUAAAAUGACUGACAUAUUUCCUUGACAUAAAAUGACUGACAUGUUUCCUUGACAUAAAAUGACAGACAUAUUUCCUUGACAUAAAAUGACAGACAUAAUGUUUCCUUGACAUAAAAUGACAGACAUGUUUUCUUGAC